Messenger RNA from Cryptotermes secundus, 1553 nucleotides. RefSeq names its product potential E3 ubiquitin-protein ligase ariadne-1. Gene Ontology annotation, molecular function: ubiquitin protein ligase activity; zinc ion binding; ubiquitin conjugating enzyme binding. Gene Ontology annotation, biological process: protein polyubiquitination; positive regulation of proteasomal ubiquitin-dependent protein catabolic process; ubiquitin-dependent protein catabolic process. The record is from RefSeq and is a predicted model, not a curated record. The transcript has a single exon. NCBI's taxonomy places the organism in Eukaryota, Metazoa, Arthropoda, Insecta, Blattodea, Kalotermitidae. Gene Ontology annotation, cellular component: nucleus; cytoplasm; ubiquitin ligase complex. Bases 1 to 1536 code for a protein of 511 amino acids.
AUGGAUUCAGAAGAGGAGACAUUUUAUGACGAAUUUGACUCUGGGAACGAAUCAAGACGGGCUGAUGAUGCCUAUGAUGAUGAUGACGACGACGUUCUAGUGGAAGCUGAGUCCAGUAACUCAACAAAAAGACAAACUGAAAUGGAUGAAUAUCCGUUUGAAGUUUUGUCAACGGAUGAAAUUGUAGACCGUAUGGUAGAUUCUAUCAGACAAGUAAAUAUUAUAAUGGACAUUCCAGAGACCACAGCACGAAUUCUGCUGAGCCAUUUUAAAUGGGACAAAGAAAUGUUAAUGGAUAGUUUUUAUGGUGGUGAUCAGGAUAAGCUUUUCGCUGAAGCGCACCUUAUAAAUCCUUUCCGGAAACCAGCUGUAGUUAAUGGCCCAGAAAUAACGAGCCCAAGAAGUACAUCAGAUGCUGACACUGAAGAGUGUGAAAUCUGUUUCAUGGUUGUUCCAUCGCCUAUGAUGACUGGGUUGGAGUGUGGACAUAGGUUCUGCACACAAUGUUUGGUUCAGCACCUUACUACAAAGAUUAUGGACCAGGGCAUAGGGCAAAGUAUAUCAUGUGCUGCCCAUGGAUGUGACAUUUUAGUUGAUGAUGCAACUGUUAUGCGACUUAUCAGAGAUUCCAAAGUGAAGCUCAGAUACCAGCGUCUUAUUACUAACAACUUUGUUGCGUGCAGUCGAUUGUUAAGGUGGUGUCCGUCUCCAGGCUGCAACAAUGCAAUUAAGGUGCACUUCAUGGAAUCACGGCCAGUGACUUGCAAGUGUUCUCACACAUUCUGCAUUGGAUGUGGUGAGAACUGCCAUGAACCUAUCAAAUGUGAUCUAUUGAGGAAAUGGACUAGAAGUUAUAAUGGCAUUCAAUCCUUUAAUUGGAUAUCAAUUAAUACAAAGGAUUGUCCAAAGUGUAAUGCGCCCAUUCAAAAAAUUGAUGGCUGCAAUUUUAUUGUGUGCAGAAAUAUACAUUGUGAUGCCGAGUUCUGUUGGGAGUGUCUUCGUCUGACGAAUUCACAUUUCCAUUGUAGCGACAGGCCCAAAAAUGUCCAGAAAGAAGCUGAGAAAGCCAAUGCGGAGAAGGAAGCAAAAUAUGUACGUGAUCAAAAGUUAUUUUACUCUAGUCGAUAUAUGAAUCACAAACAAUCGCUCAAGUUUGAGGAAGAACUGUAUGAUUAUGUUGAGAGGAAGAUGAAAGAAUUACAGCCUCAUGAUGUUCCGUGGUGUGACGUGAAUUUCCUCAAGGAAACUGUUGAUAUCCUACUUCAGUGCCGCCAGACGUUGAUCUACACUUAUGUCUUCGCUUACUACGCACGAAAAAAUAACCAGUUUCUGAUAUUUGAAGAGAACCAGAGAGAUCUGGAAAUUGCUACGAAAAUUUUAUUAGGAUAUUUGAAGAGAGAUAUUACCCCAGAAAAUGUAGCAGAUAUUGGAACAAAAUUAUCUGAUAAAUGCAUAUACUGCGACAAGAGGAGGAAAGUUUUGGUGGAACAUGUCCAUGAAGGUUAUGAGAAGAACUGGUGGGAGUUCACAGAAUAAACGUUACAUGACGUCUA